Aureobasidium subglaciale EXF-2481 is the source of this 1617-nucleotide messenger RNA. RefSeq lists its product as uncharacterized. Lineage: Eukaryota; Fungi; Ascomycota; Dothideomycetes; Dothideales; Saccotheciaceae. Gene Ontology annotation, molecular function: phosphatidate phosphatase activity. The record is from RefSeq and is a predicted model, not a curated record. The transcript has a single exon. The coding region runs from base 1 to 1617 and encodes 538 amino acids. Gene Ontology annotation, cellular component: actin cortical patch.
AUGCGUUCCUCAUUGGCAUACGGAGCCCUGCUCCAAGCAUCCCUCUCCACCGUCGUCAGUGCCUCGCCGGCACCUACACCCCGUCGCGUCUUCCAUCUGGAGUCUCAGGCACCUCAGGUCACUGCCUCUCCUGUUGAGCUGUCCCCAUCGCGUACCGACAGGCUUCGUCGCGGUAUCAUCGACGACCUCAAGUCCGACGUUGGCUCUGUUCUCAGUGGACUCGGCUCGGAUCUUCCCUCGUGGGUGGCAUCUGGUGUGCCAAACUUCUUCCAGGGUUUCCCUACCGGAGAUGCCGUUGCCUCAUCGCUCGGUCUUGACGACAGCCAGCUGGAUGCUUUGCCUACUCAAGUUCUGAACGUUGACCCUUACGCCAACUGGACUGAGUCUGGUUGGAACGUAAGAUUCCACGGAAAUGUCUAUAAGCAGCCCAACACCUCUACUGCAGACCUCAACCGCCUGGCCAACAUCUUCCUCAUCGAUACUUCUGUUGAGGAUCUCCCUCAAGACCAGGCAGACAGAGCCCGUAAUGUCACCGCAUCCAUCUUCGUUGUCCAGCAAGGAGACGUAGCUGUCGCACCUAUCCACCUCGACCCUGCUCCGUCGCAAGGUGCUUCUGGUCAAUCUGAUGGCAGUGGUGCGGUCACUCCCUCAGGUGGAAACCAGACCGUGACCCUCCCCUACAACACCACUGUUGAAGGUGACUUCGAUGUCUUUGUCCCCAUCAACGGUGCUGGCCUCAUGGCAGGUAACGAGACUCAGCAGAUCCAGCGUCUCAACACUCACGUUGAGGGUGCUUCCAUUGGCAACUCUACUGCUUACCUCGUGCCCACAACCGGUCUUACUGUCGUCAGUGAUAUCGACGAUAUUCUCCGUGUCACCAAGAUCUACCAGCCCGCCCAGGGUCUGCUCAACUCUUUCGCAAAGGAAUACGUUCCUUGGGAGAACAUGCCUGAUAUCUACGCCAACUGGAGCAGAAGUCUUCCCAACACCCAUUUCCACUACCUGACCACCACCCCCGAGCAAGUCACUAGAGCUUAUAUGAACUUCACCUACUCCCAUUACCCUGGUGGAUCAUUCGAUACCCGUCCUCUCAACUUCUCAGACGUUUCAGCCACUCUUUCCAUUCGCAAGUUCCUUCUUACCAAGGUCUUUGAGACUUUCCCCGAGAGAAAGUUUAUCCUCGUCGCCGAUACCAGCAACAGCGACGUCAUGAAGGACUACCCUCAGAUGGCAACUGACUACCCCAACCAAGUGCAGUGCAUCUUCUUGCGCAACACCAGUGGCACCGAUUCUGGUGACAAGUUCCCUUACGACACUAGUGGCUUCAAGAACUUGAACCAGCAGAAGUACAUGUUCUUCUUGAACCCCGAUGAUCUUACCGGUCUCGACAUUGCCAACGGACAGUGUUACAACCAGUCGAUUGCGCAGAACCUGACCUUUGGAUACCAGGGACUGCCUUUCGGUAUCGGAGACACUCCAUCGGCUGUCAACGCCUCCGCCAACUCGACUGGCAAGACCGGAACAGCCUCUGGAUUCAAGAGCAAGGAUGCCGUUGGCGCACAGAGCUCUCUGGCUCUUGUUGCAGCACUCGGAGCCGCCAUGUUCAUGUUCCUGUAG